CUAUUAUCAGCUUAUCGAUUAUUUUGAUAUCAUCGUUUUGUUUUUUUUCAUCAUUUUAAUUUUUAGUUAUUGGAUUUAAUCUUAGAAUGUCAAAUUAUGACAGAUAUGGGAUAGUGAUAGAUUCUGGCUCCUCAGGAUCAAGAUUGCAGAUAUUUAAAUGGGAAGAUCCAUUAUAUACUAAAAUACACUCUAUUAAUGAAAGUAUUCUUUCCUCUAUACCUCAAGUUGUUCAAGAGUCUGACUGGAAUAAAAAAACCUCCCCAGGUUUGUCAACUUUUAAUAACAACUAUAAAAAAAUAUGGUCAAAACACCUUAAAAGUUUAAUUAAAUUUGCUGAAUCUAAGAUUCCAAAGGAAAAAAUCCCAGAAACACCAAUUUUUUUACAAGCUACUGCUGGUAUGAGAUUAUUACCUGAAAAGUCUCAAUUAAAAAUAUUGGAAACUGUCUGCAAAAGUUUAAAAGAAAAAUCUGAUUUUUUGGUCACGAAUUGUCAAGAACAAAUUCAAAUUAUUAAUGGUGAACAAGAAGGCAUUUAUGGAUGGAUUGGUUUAAAUUACUUAUUAAGUAAUUUUAAUAAUUACAAUUCAUUGAAUAAAAGCCAUUUCUCUUAUGGGUUUAUGGAUAUGGGUGGUGCUUCAACUCAAAUUGCUUUUGUUCCUUCAAAUGCUUCAGAUUUGAUAAAUCAUAAAGACGAUUUAUCUAAAGUUUUUUUAAGAAAUGUUAAUGGGGACUUGCAACAAUGGAAUAUAUUUGUUUCUACAUGGCUAGGAUUUGGUGCCAACCAGGCCAGAAAAAGAUAUCUCAACCAGCUAAUCUCUUUGAUACUAUUAGAUGAUUUAACAUCUAAUGAUAAUGAUAUAAUAAAUGACCCAUGUCUGCAAAAGGGGUUAAAUUUUGAUUUUUAUUCAUCCAUGGACAAAAAGACUCAUAAAAUUAGAGGAAUUGGUGAUUACGAAAUGUGCAUUAGAAUUCAAUAUCCUUUAUUAUUGAAAAACCUACCAUGUAUUGAUGAACCAUGUCUUUUCAAUGGUGUUCAUGUACCGGAAAUUAAUUAUGAAAAAGAUAAAUUUAUUGGAAUUUCUGAAUAUUGGUAUAAUACUAAUGACAUUUUCCAAAUGGGUGGUCAAUAUAAUUUUUUGAAAUUUAAUGAAAAAGUAAAAGAAUUUUGUGAAACUGAUUGGAAGACUAUUGAACAAAAUAAUGAAAAUGGCCUUUAUAAUGACAUUCCAAUUGAUUAUUUAAAAGAUUCUUGCUUUAAAUGUGGUUGGGUUGUUAAUAUAUUACACGAAGGUUUCAAUCUACCCAGAAUCGAUAUUGAUUCAAAAUCAAUUAAUAAAAUGAGUAAGGGAAAAGAAACUGAAAAUAUAUUUCAAAGUGCUGGAACAAUUGCAGGUGCUGAGCUUUCUUGGACCUUAGGUAAAAUAUUAUUAUACGCCUCAAGUCAAGUUCCACUCUCAAAGCAUAACCCAAAUGAAAAACAAAUUGUGGGAAUUCUACCUAGCGAGUUUGAUGAUAAUAGAAAUUUUUUACCUGGUGGGAUUGAUUUAUCAAUUAAUACAAAUUUUGAACAGAUUACGCCAAUUUUUUCUUCUUUUCUUAAUUUUUUUUCUUAUUUUUUUUUAAUAUUUAUCAUAUUCGGAAUAAUUAUGGUUUUAAUCAGCACUAGAGCUAAUGGGGGUAAUAAAUUUUUGAAUUCAAUUUCCAUUAAAAGUGGCUUAAAUUUUAGUAUCUUUAAAAAAUUUAACUAUAUUGUGGAUAAAAUAUUGAAUUUUGUUGAAAGAUUACUUAAAAAGAUAUUGGCAAGAAGACACUUCAGAAGAACUGUCUCAAUUAAUAGCGGGUUUGAACUUGAUAAUGCAUUUACAGAUAUUGAAGGAGGAAAUUUAUUUUCUAUGAAAAGAUCAGCUACUACUCCAAGAAUGAACAAAGUGCCAAACUCAUCGUUUUAUAGAAGUUUUUCAAACAGCAGUUCAACAUCAGUUUACAGUAUUAACAAUGGAUUUAAUUCGGUAAACGGAAACAAUGGAUUUUUAAAUAAUUCAAAAUCAUAUUUCAACUCUAAUUUUGAAUUUCAAUCAUUAGGAAAUAGAAAUAAUUUGAAUUUGAAUACAAAUUUGAUAAAUAGUAAUUCUGCUGGAAUAAAUGUUGAAAUAGAACCACCGACCCCAUUGGCUCAAAAAUCUGGUAAUAGUAAUUCAAAUGUUUUAUUUACUACAGAUGGUUCUUCUUCCAGCUUAUACAAUGUGGAUAUCAAUGAUGAUGACCAGAAUGAUAAUCAUAAUAAUAAUAAUAAUAAUAGGAAUAGUUAUCUAAAUGACAAGUCAAUGUCUUUCAGUCUGAUUGAGAAUACAAAUGAAACCAGUAUAACAUUAAAUAAUCUGCCGACAAAUUCGCAUUUUCCACAAUUGAGGUCUCGCACAAGUAAUGCUAAUAUCCAUAUUAAUCUGAAUGGGAAUGAAAAUGAAAAUGAAAAUCGGGUAAUUUUGGAAGAAAACAGUAAUAAUGAAAAAAAAAUAUAAUUCUGAGUUAAAUUUAUCUUUCAAUUUUAGAAAGCAAAGUAUUUGAAAUUUAUUGUUAAAGUAUGACAAAAGUAAAUGUUUAGGGAG
Messenger RNA from Ascoidea rubescens DSM 1968, 2606 nucleotides. It is a transcript of the gene YND1, whose product is annotated as apyrase. The transcript has a single exon. NCBI's taxonomy places the organism in Eukaryota, Fungi, Ascomycota, Saccharomycetes, Ascoideales, Ascoideaceae. Gene Ontology annotation, molecular function: nucleoside diphosphate phosphatase activity. Gene Ontology annotation, biological process: nucleoside diphosphate catabolic process. Bases 87 to 2519 code for a protein of 810 amino acids. Gene Ontology annotation, cellular component: membrane. The record is from RefSeq and is a predicted model, not a curated record.